Molecule: messenger RNA, 2763 nt
Organism: Humulus lupulus (European hop)
Lineage: Eukaryota; Viridiplantae; Streptophyta; Magnoliopsida; Rosales; Cannabaceae
Product: pentatricopeptide repeat-containing protein At2g33680-like
Exons: 2
Coding region: 79-2376 (765 amino acids)
Biological process (GO): RNA modification
Molecular function (GO): RNA binding; protein binding
Source: RefSeq, a predicted model, not a curated record
AAUUUGGCCAUGAACCUGUGACAUCCUUAACAAUAUCCAACGAACAGUUUUGCCAGUAACAGUAACAGUUGAGAGACCAUGAGUUUAUUCGGCAAUCUGGGCGUUUCUUCCCCACCUAUGAAUUCCUUCGUCUUCUCAAACCCAACUUCCACCAACAUAGGAAGGAAAUUUUCCUAUUUGAUGCAGACUAGAACUGUAACUCAGCCACUGCCAACUGCCCAGAAAUCAAAUAGAGAUUUACAAGCAAGAAUUUCGAGUUUAAUGGCUGUAGACAAGACGCAAAGACAAAUAUUAGUUGAUAUUUUGCGUGAUUCUGCCAAUAGAAGAUCUGUAGAAGCAACACGAGCUGUUCAUGGUUUUGUGUUGAAGUCUGAAUUUCCAGAAUCAGACUUGUUAGUCCUGUUAAAUCACGUAUCGCACGCUUAUUCAAAAUGCAUGGAUUUUGCCACUGCUCAUCGAGUGUUUGAUAAAAUGUCGGAAAGAAAUAUAUUCUCUUGGACUGCUAUGAUUGUUGGGUCGACAGAGAAUGGGUUAUUCUAUGAUGGGUUUAAGUUCUUUUGUGAGAUGAUGAAUCAUGGAAUCUUGCCGGAUAAGUUUGCGUAUUCUGCAAUUCUUCAGACAUGUAUUGGUUUGGGUUGUGUUGAACUGGGUAAAAUGAUUCAUGCUCAAAUUGUUGCGCGUGGAUUUUCAUCUCUUACUUUUGUCAGCGUAUCUCUUCUCAACAUGUAUGCAAAAUUGGGCUCCAUCGAUGAUUCAUAUGAAGUGUUUAGUGACAUGAGAGAACAUAAUCAAGUCUCCUGGAAUGCAAUGAUAUCAGGGUUUACGUCAAACAACCAUCACUUAGAAGCGUUCCAAUUUUUUCUGAAAAUGAAAAAUGAGGGAAUUUCACCCAAUAUGUAUACCAUAAUUAGUGUCUCAAAAGCUGUUGGUAAAUUAGGUGAUAUUGACAAGGGGAGAACAGUUCACGCUUAUGCUUCCGAACUUCAUCUGGAUUCUAACGUAAAUGUGGGAACUGCUUUAAUAGACAUGUACUCAAAGUGUAAGUCUUUGUCUGAUGCAAGAUCUAUUUUUGACUCCAAUUUCAUUAACUGUGGAAUCAAUACCCCAUGGAAUGCAAUGAUUUCAGGCUAUUCGCAAUGUGGGUAUAGCCAAGAAGCUUUGGAGCUUUUUGUAACCAUGUAUGAGAAAGGUGUUUAUCCAGACCUUUACACGUAUUGUAGCGUGUUCAAUGCAAUAUCUGCUAUAAAAUCUACGCGUUUUGGAAGGGAAGUUCAUGGGAUGGUUUUAAAGUCUGGAUCAGUAUUCAUGAUAAGUGUUUCCAAUGCAAUUGUUGAUGCUUACGCUAAAUGUGAGUUGCUUGAAGAUGUAAGGAAAGUUUUUGAUAGGAUGGAAGAGAGAGAUGUAGUGUCUUGGACAACCUUGGUAGCUGCUUACUCUCAAUGUUCCGAGUAUGAGGAAGCAUUUGUGACCUUCUCAAAAAUGAGGGAAGAAGGGUUUACACCCAAUCAGUUCACUUUUUCUACCGUGCUUGAUGUAAGUGCUAGCCUUUGUUUGCUUGACUAUGGCAAACAAGUCCAUGGUCUUUUAUGUAAGGCUGGCCUUGAUGCUGACAAGUGUACAGAAAGUGCUCUUAUUGACAUGUAUUCAAAAUGUGGCUUCAUAACCGAGGCAAGAAAGAUUUUUGAGAGUAUUUCCAACCCUGAUACUGUUACAUGGACCGCCAUAAUAUCAAGUUAUGCUCAACAUGGUCUUGUGGAAGAUGCUCUACUACUCUUCAGAAGAAUGGAGCAAAUGGGCGUGAAGGCAAACGCUGUUACCUUACUGUGCAUCCUAUUUGCUUGCAGCCACAGGGGUAUGGUGGAGGAAGGUCUACUUUACUUUCAACGAAUGCAGGAAUCUUAUGGUUUGGUACCAAAGAUGGAACAUUAUGCUUGUAUUGUUGAUCUCUUGGGUCGUGUGGGUCACCUCACUGAUGCUAUGGAGUUCAUAGAAAACAUGCCCAUUGAGCCGAAUGAAAUGGUCUGGCAGACCCUGUUGGGAGCAUGUAGGGUCCAUGGAAAUGUUGAGUUGGGGGAGAUAGCUGCUGAGAAGCUUCUUUCAGUUAGGCCAGAGUAUUCAGCUACUUAUGUUCUUCUUUCCAACACAUAUAUGGAGGCAGGGAGCUACGAAGAUGGAAUUAGUUUAAGACAUAUGAUGAAAGACCGAGGUGUAAGAAAGGAAGCGGGAUGUAGUUGGAUUUCUGUCAAAGGUGAAAUCCACAAAUUUUAUGCAGGAGAUCAACUACAUCAACAAAAGGACCAUGUAUAUGCAAAGUUAGAGGAGUUGAUGAUGACAAUCAAUUCAAUGGAUUAUGUUCCAGACGUGAGUAAUGAGUAGUAACUGAAUUUGGAAGAAAACUUGAGGUACUUGGCAGAAGUUGAUAAAAGGAAAAAUAUAUAUAUUUACGUCUUAACAUGACUGAUUCAGCGGUAAAUCUUUCACAAUCAUCAUAAGUGUCAAACUAAUUUUGUAUAGCAACAUAGAAACUUAGUUGUUCAUCUAAAAUUCAUUGGUACCUAACAUGCCUCAUUUCAAGCCAAGGUCAGGUUGGACCCAUAAGGAAGUAGAAAUAGGUAAGCCUAACUAAUUUUAUAAUCUUUGCAUAUCUUUUUUUUAUUAAGUGAUAUUAACAUAAAAUUAUUUUGUAUUAUUGGAAAUCUUAUGAGAUAUAGCAUAUAUGUUUUGUGUUAUGCUAAUAAUAUGUUUACGCUCUCGGUGGUUCUU